Babjeviella inositovora NRRL Y-12698 is the source of this 678-nucleotide messenger RNA. RefSeq lists its product as uncharacterized. The coding region runs from base 109 to 585 and encodes 158 amino acids. The transcript has a single exon. The record is from RefSeq and is a predicted model, not a curated record. Lineage: Eukaryota; Fungi; Ascomycota; Pichiomycetes; Serinales.
UUUCGCGCAAAAGCGGCUUGAGCUAAGGUAAAAGACCUUUAUCGCAAUCUACAUCCUCUAGCUUUCACUUUACUGAAACACCUUUCAAAAAAAAAACCUUCUGUCAGUAUGUCCACCUCUGCGCCCCAAUCCGACCUCUGGCUUCAAUACGCCCAAAUCAUCUUCCAGUACGCCAUCCUCUCGCUCACAAUCGCACUCAGAAAUCUCACGCUUGCAUUCAACUACGCCUUCCAGACAUUUCCGCAAGCCACUGCCAUGGCUACCUCACUUGUGCUCAUCUAUAUCGCGUAUCGUCUCCUCUUUGUGCUCGCACGCAUGGUCUAUUCCAUUGUCAUGGGCGUCAUCCGCACCCUUCUCAUCGCCGUGCUCGUACUUGUCUGCAUUGCGGUCUACUUCCGCGGCAACAGGUUCUUCACGAAUGACUGUUACGUCCUCCUCGACUACGCGCGGCUGCUAGCUGCCGACAGCGAAACGUCUCAGGACAACUUGCUCGUGCUCAAGCGGGGCUUUGAGAAGGUUUACGCCAUGAGUGAGCUUCUCCUCUCCCAGACAUUUGACAAUGAUUCGAUGCAAAACAGCUUAUAAGGUGAGGCUACGGAAGUAUAGAGAGCUAUGAACCGUAGACCAAUGAUCCGUGGUUGUUGUGUUGUUGGUCUGCGCCUGGUCGUGUACGCACCG